Messenger RNA from Chrysoperla carnea, 1527 nucleotides. RefSeq names its product cytochrome P450 306a1 (gene phtm). Bases 295 to 1527 code for a protein of 410 amino acids. Gene Ontology annotation, cellular component: intracellular membrane-bounded organelle; cytoplasm. Lineage: Eukaryota; Metazoa; Arthropoda; Insecta; Neuroptera; Chrysopidae. Gene Ontology annotation, biological process: xenobiotic metabolic process. The transcript has 5 exons. Gene Ontology annotation, molecular function: oxidoreductase activity, acting on paired donors, with incorporation or reduction of molecular oxygen, reduced flavin or flavoprotein as one donor, and incorporation of one atom of oxygen; heme binding; iron ion binding. The record is from RefSeq and is a predicted model, not a curated record.
UUAACAGCUUCAAUUAUUCUCAUAUUAAGUUUACUUUUAACUUAUUAUUAUUGGAAUCAGAGAAAAUUACCACCUGGACCAUGGGGUGUACCCAUAUUUGGUUAUCUUCCUUGGCUUGAUCCAAAAAAACCUUAUAUUACUUUAACAAAGCUAACUAAAAAAUACGGUCCAAUUUAUGGAGUCAAUUUAGGAUCUGUAUAUACAGUUGUAUUAUCUGAUUCGAAACUAAUAAGAGAAGCUUUCACAAAAAAUGUGUACACUGGUCGAGCCCCACUUUACGUAACACAUGGAAUUAUGAAAGGCUACGGUUUAAUAUGCGCAGAAGGAGACCUUUGGAAAGAUCAACGAAAAUUCGUAGCAAGUUGUUUGAAAGAUUUAGGAAUGUCAAAAUUUGGAUCAAAUCGAUAUAAAAUGGAAUCAUGGAUUUUAAAAAGUGUUCAAGAAUUCAUUCAUAUUGUCAAUACAAAUAUCAGUCUCGGCAAAAAUAAAUUCGAUCCACAUCAUUUUUUGCAACAUUGUGUGGGAAAUUAUAUGAAUUUCAUGGUAUUUGGGGUUCAAUGGGAAAUUGAUGACCCAACAUGGAUUUGGUUGCAACAAUUACAAGAAGAAGGUACUAAAUAUAUUGGAGUUGCUGGUCCCUUGAAUUUUAUUCCAUUUUUAAGAUAUGUUCCAUUCAUGCAAAACCCACUAAAAUUUCUAUUAGAAGGAAAACAUAAAACACACGAUUUAUAUCGGAAAAUUAUAUCAGAUUAUGCACACACUAGGAAACCGAAUUCUAUAUCAGAUGAUGCCAAUGCUAGUGAGCCAAAUUUAAUUGAGAAAACUGAAAUUCAUAGAAAUCACUUCAUUGAAGCGUUUUUAAGAGAGCGUGAAAUACGUCUAAAUGAUCCAUCAGAAAAAUUCUUCUGUGAUGAACAAUUUCUGCAUUUAUUAGCCGAUUUAUUUGGAGCUGGACUGGAUACAACUUUAACGACUUUGCGAUGGUUUUUACUUUAUAUUGCCAAAAAUCAAGAAAUUCAGCAAAAAAUUUAUGAAGAAUUAAUAGGCGUGACUGGAAAAGAACGUAACCCAUGCUUAGAUGAUAUCAAACAGUUACCAUUAUUUGAAUCAUCAAUAGCUGAAACACAAAGAAUACGAUCUGUAGUACCAGUAGGAAUACCACAUGGAUCUACUGAAGAAUCGAUAUUCAAUGGCUAUCGGAUUCCACAGGGAACAAUGAUUGUACCUCUACAAUGGGCUGUUCAUAUGGAUACAAAUAUUUGGAAAAAUCCAGAUAAAUUUAAUCCAGAACGAUUUAUUAACGAUGCAGGGCAGUUUGAAAAACCUGAUUCUUUGAUACCUUUCCAAACAGGGAAACGCAUGUGUGUCGGUGAAGAAUUAGGAAAAAUGAUGCUGUUUGUGUAUGGUUUAAAUAUUUUAUACAACUUUCACAUUGAUCUCGAAGAAAAUUUCGAUGAUUUUAAUGGUAUUUGUGGAAUAACAUUGACGCCAUCGAAUUAUAAGCUUAAAUUUACGAAACGAACAUAA